Neodiprion virginianus is the source of this 3750-nucleotide messenger RNA. It is a transcript of the gene Pak3, whose product is annotated as serine/threonine-protein kinase PAK 3. The record is from RefSeq and is a predicted model, not a curated record. Gene Ontology annotation, molecular function: protein serine/threonine kinase activity; ATP binding. The transcript has a single exon. NCBI's taxonomy places the organism in Eukaryota, Metazoa, Arthropoda, Insecta, Hymenoptera, Diprionidae. Bases 385 to 1896 code for a protein of 503 amino acids. Gene Ontology annotation, biological process: regulation of MAPK cascade; intracellular signal transduction; protein phosphorylation. Gene Ontology annotation, cellular component: cytoplasm.
AGAUGGCGACAGUGUUGGUCGAUGAUCGUUAAAAUUAGGUAUUUUUCGGAAAAAGAAGUUCUGUUACAUUCUCUGCUGCAAUUCAGACGGCAUAUCAGUGUAGUGUACCAACGUAAAAGAAGUUUCCAGGAGUACGUGAGAUAAUUAGUAAUGUCUGUGUCGAGUGAAUGAUUAAAUAGCACACGCCUGCAAAUGAAUAAAGUUUGUAAAUAGAUAAGACCGAGACUCGCAACUCACGCGGUUAAAUCCUGAAUAAUGGGUGUGAUCAGUCUCCGCGUUUUCGAUACCUUGUAUUAACACUCGCCGUUUUCGAUAACUAGGAAAAUAAAUUCGUCAACCACGGUGGAACGCCCGUCGAUAAACUUUGCUAAACCGCGUGCCAAAAUGAGCCUGAGUAUAACAAGGCUAUUUACAAAGAAGAAGAACAGCAACGUCGAGGUAGUUUCGGAGAUAGGUCUGCCGACAAACGUCACGCAGAAUAUCCACGUUACGAAAAAUGUCGAAACUGGUCAACUCGAGGGUCUGCCCGACCGGUGGAUCCAAGAAUUGGACAAGCAGAUAACCAAGGUCGAGCAGAGUGAGCACCCAGCAGCAGCCUUGCAGGCGAUUAAGUUCUACAAUUAUUCAAUAAAGAAAAAACCGCUCGAGGAAGUUUUCAAACCAUUUGUCACAGAGAAAUUGAUCGCCGAAGAAUCGCAAGAGAUCGAUAAAAUCUUAUCGAAAAAACAGUAUCAAUCUGGUGAUUCCGACGGCAGCACCUCCAUCAGCUCAAAUGACAGCCAGCAGAGAUUACCAGACCUGCCUCCGAAGCUCAACAAACACCCCAAGCCCGCCCCACGAACAAAGGUGGAACAUUCUGAAAAAACGUUGACAGAGAUACUAGAGGAUUUAACUACUUACCAAAUUAACGAAGAAGAUGAAACUCGACUGCCAGAUGAUAUCCGUCACCCGGAAGACGAGAGUCCCAUACUACGAAGAAAGACUGAGGGUUCGUUAGGGAAAAUGACAGAGGACGAGGUUUUCGAGGAGCUGAGAAAAAUCUGCAAUCCCGAAGAUCCGCAUCGCAGGUUUGAGAGAAGCAAGGAAGUAGGAGCUGGUGCGUCGGGCACUGUUUUCAUAGCCACCGAUACAAAGACUGGUCAAAGAGUGGCCAUCAAAGACAUUGAUUUGACCAAACAGCCUAAGAAGGAGCUAAUUCUGACAGAGAUUCAAGUCUUGAAAGGAUUCCAUCAUCCAAAUCUCGUCAAUUUUCUUGACGCUUAUCUGGUAGACGAAAAUCUAUGGGUGAUAAUGGAACUGCUGGAUGGAGGGCCGUUAACGGAUGUCGUCACUGAAACUAUUAUGAAGGAGGCCCAGAUAGCGGCAGUCUGCCGCGAGGUUCUCAAAGCUGUUAGCUUUCUACAUGCAAAAGGAAUCAUUCACAGAGACAUUAAAUCCGACAACAUUCUACUUGGAAUGAAUGGGUUGGUAAAGGUGACAGACUUUGGAUUUUGCGCAAACAUUGUUGGUGACGAAAAGAGGCAAACAAUGGUUGGGACCCCAUAUUGGAUGGCUCCAGAGGUUGUUACACGGAAACAGUACGGUAAAAAAGUAGAUAUUUGGUCUCUUGGUAUAAUGGCGAUUGAAAUGAUCGAAGGAGAGCCUCCGUACUUGAAGGAAACUCCGCUCCGAGCUCUGUACUUGAUCGCUGCUAUAGGGAAACCAUCCAUCCCGAGGUGGGAUACGCUAACUCCUCAUUUUCAAAAUUUCCUUGAGAGAUGCCUGGCUGUCGAGGUCGAUGAUCGAGCAACAGCUGAGGAGCUGCUCGCUCAUCCUUUCUUAGAUAACUGUGCAGAUUUAUCUACGCUAACACCGCUAAUUCGUGCAGCCCAAAAAAUUUUGCGAAAAGUAUUUUAAACAAAUUAUAUUGUCUCAAAAAUUAAUUAUAUGAGUAGGAAAAUUGAGAAAAUAUUCUUCCACUCAUCAUUUCCAGUUGUGUAUCGCUAUCGUUUCAUAGCCAGUACUCGACCCUUCGAUACGUGCCGCAGAAUAUUUAUACAUACAGUUUUUCUGUAAUAAAUUUAGCAUAAAAAAAGUUUUAUCCAUUUUACAAAUAUUUACUCGAGAUAUACUAUACAUAUUUUUGAAGCCUGUAUAAGUUUACAUUUAACAUUAAUAUGAAACAGUCAUGAUUAGUAUAUUUAGUAUUUGUAGUUUAUCAAUGAUUGCAGAUAUAAAUAAUUUGAUCUAGUGCAAUCAAGUGUAGUCAAAGAUAAUUGAUACUAUGUUCAAGACUGACACAAAGUAUUCAAUGUAAAAUCAACUUACAUCACUUAACAAAAGUAUUUUGCAUAUUCAGUCAGUGUUAAAAAAAAUUCAUAACUUACUUUGCGAUAGACCUUUAAAGAUUGAAGACUCACUUGUUUUUUUUUUUUUUUUUUUUUUUUUUCUUUCAAACAAACCAAAUAUUUUGAGAACUACUUAUUAGAGUAAACAACUGCCAAUAUAUAAUCCGUCAAUUUUCAGGCAGGGUUGGCAUUAAUCGACGUGUUUUACAUUUUCUCAAGUGCCUAGCUUUCCGCUCAAAAGUAUUUUUGCCUUUGAGCAGUAUUAAAACGUAACAAGUAAUUUUGAUAGAUUUUAUACAAUUGUGAUAAGUAAUUUUCAGGUAAUCAUUCAAAAUUUUAUACAUAUGUAUACAGUUUUUGCUAACCCUGGAUUAUAUAAUUGUAAUUUAGCAAUAACCAUUCUGACGUAAAAAUCGAUCAUUUUUUAAACGGACCAAACAAAUGCUACAUUCUAUAAUAUAGGUUAUUUCAUGUAACAGUUUAUUUAGAUGAGCAUUCAGCAUUUUUUCUAUUUGUACUUUACACAAUUUUUUAGAUUAAGAUGAUGCAAUAAUAAUUAUGCUUGUGAAGCGUGAUUUGUCUGCUCGUUGUCAAACAACCAAGCAUUUUAUACCCUAACAUUGUAAAAUCAUAUUUGUAUUCAUAAAAAUGUUACUUUUUAUCAAAAUUCCCAUGAAUUUGACAAUAAAAUUCUGAGCAAAUAAUAUAAUCAAACUUUCCCAACGACAUAUAGUGUGACAUCGAAUUCCAGCAUGCAUAUUAAGAAAAUAAUAACUGUAAAAAAGUUUAGAUGUAACGCCACAACUUCCUUAUCUUAAUUAGACUUUUAAGCAAAAGCUGUAGUAUUGAAUUGCUUUAAAAUACUGGUAACGUAGGAGAAGAAAGGAAGGAGAAAAUUAACCUUCAUGAGAAAUCAAUUGAGAUGUGAUACAUAGAUUGAAUGAUAUUGUUGAUAAUUUAGUGGUUUGUGGACAACUUCUGUACAACAAGUUAUCGAUAUUAAAAAUGCAGAUUUCAAAGUAUCCAACUGGAAAUCACACCAACAAGUUAUUUAUAAUACCAACACUAACCACACAAAAGAGCGUUUGUGAAAAAUUUAAAUAAUUAAUUGUUUACAAAAAAAAAAAUGUCCAUCUUUUAAUAUUAAUGCCAGAUUUUUAUGUAUGAAUUGCUUGUAUGAGAAUUCUAAUCAAACUGUGUCUGAAUUGUCAAUCAGAUCUAUUGCGAUUUCGUCAAUUCUAACAAAUAUAAGAUUUUUCAUAAAAUUAUUGCACAGUCACAGCUGUAAAUCGCAGCCCUUAUCUGCUGGGCUAUAAAUAUUGUAUGAGUUAUGUAUAUGUAAUUAAAACACGUAUGUAACAAUCAUAUAAAAGAAAUUAUACAUUUUUUUUCCCCCUGGUCGGAGAUUGAGUCUAAUGCCUUG